AUGAAGUUUUGGAAGUUGUCUGGUCAGAAAUCAUCAGACUUCUUUGAUCUGCAGCAGGUGAUCAAAGGGUGGCUAUCAGGAAUAGGGAGUGCUUCUGUGAGGGGAAAGAAAUGCAUGAGACUUUUCUGCAAGAAAGCACAGGAAGAGGUGCCCAUAUUGCUGCUGUGGUAUCUGACUCUGGUGCAGCCAGAUAACCGCCAAACGAGCCACCUCCACGCUGCUCCUCUCAGGGUGCAGUCAGGAAUCCCCAUGUCUGGAGCAUUCCUGGAGACCCAGCCCCAGGGAGACCAGGCAGUCGAAGGGAAGAUGCUGGUCCUUGUCUUCUCUGUGGCUGAAGGCACAGGGGACAUCAUGUUCUCCUGGCACAGAGAGGACACGAGGGAGAGUCUGGGGCAGAAAAGUCAGCGUUCCCAGAGAGCAGAGCUGGAGAUCCCUGUUAUCAGGGAGAGCCACGCAGGGGGCUACUACUGCACAGCUGACAAUGGCUACGGCCUCAUCCAGAGCGAGGCGGUGAACGUCUCCAUGAGAAUUCCAGUGUCACAUCCUGUCCUCACUUUCAGUACUUCUGGGGCCCAGGCCUUCACUGGGGACAUGGUGGAGCUUUGCUGUGGGAACAAGAGAGCAUCUCCCCCCAUCCUAUACCGGUUUUAUCAUGAAAAUGUCACCCUGGGGAGCACCUCGGUGCCUUUUGGAGGAGGAGCAUCCUUCAACCUCUCUCUGACCACAGGGCAUUCUGGGAACCAUGCCUGCGAAGCUGACAGUGGCCUGGGGGCCCAACGAAACGAAAUUUAGACCCUUCUGUUUACAGAACAUCCACCUAAAAUCCGCUUGGUGAAUGGUGCCCACCACUGCAAUGGGCGGGUGGAGGUGGAAAAGGAAGGUCGCUGGGGCACUGUGUGUGAUGACGGCUGGGACAUGAAGGAUGUGGCUGUGGUGUGCCAGAAGCUGGGCUGUGGAGCAGCCAGACACACACCUGCAGGCAUGUUGUAUCUGCCAGUGACAGAAGAGGACUGACCUGUAUUUAUUCAGGUAGCCCUGUGCAAUGGGACAGAAGAGGCCCUGGCUGAAUGUGAACAGAUGGAGACCUUUGACUGUGGGCACGAUGAGGAUGCAGGCGUAGUGUGUGAAGGUGGGUGA
This is a messenger RNA of Aethalodelphis obliquidens (Pacific white-sided dolphin), 1137 nucleotides long. RefSeq names its product Fc receptor-like protein 3. The record is from RefSeq and is a predicted model, not a curated record. Gene Ontology annotation, cellular component: membrane. The transcript is spliced from 8 exons. NCBI's taxonomy places the organism in Eukaryota, Metazoa, Chordata, Mammalia, Artiodactyla, Delphinidae.